CCUCUUUACAUAAAGCAGUUAAACUUUGUGCUUCUGACCAGCGGCAUGGUCUUGGGGACAGUUCUGCUUCCACCUAACAGUUAUGGCAGAGAUCAGAACACAUCACGUUGCUGCCUGUGCAGUGAGGCCUCAGGAUCUGCUGUACCCAACUUGACAGAUCACUUUGCCAGCUGUGUGGAGGAUGGAUUUGAGGGAGACAAGACUGGAGGCAAUAGUCCAGAAGCUUUGCACCGCCCUUAUGGUUGUGAUGUUGAAUCCCAGGCACUGAACGAAGCUAUCAGGUGGAGUUCCAAGGAGAACUUGCUUGGAGCCACUGAGAGUGACCCUAAUCUCUUUGUUGCACUUUAUGAUUUUGUAGCAAGUGGUGAUAACACACUCAGCAUCACUAAAGGUGAAAAACUACGAGUUCUUGGUUAUAACCAGAAUGGCGAGUGGAGUGAAGUUCGUUCUAAGAAUGGACAGGGUUGGGUGCCAAGCAACUAUAUCACCCCAGUAAAUAGCCUGGAAAAACAUUCCUGGUACCAUGGGCCUGUAUCACGCAGUGCAGCCGAGUAUCUACUCAGCAGUCUAAUCAAUGGCAGUUUCCUGGUGCGAGAAAGUGAGAGCAGCCCUGGGCAGCUGUCCAUCUCGCUCAGGUAUGAGGGGCGUGUGUAUCACUACAGGAUCAAUACCACCACAGACGGCAAGGUGUAUGUGACUGCUGAGAGCCGCUUUAGCACUUUGGCAGAGCUUGUUCACCAUCAUUCCACAGUGGCUGAUGGGCUGGUGACAACAUUACACUACCCAGCACCCAAGUGUAAUAAGCCAACAGUCUAUGGUGUAUCCCCCAUCCAUGACAAAUGGGAAAUGGAACGAACAGAUAUUACCAUGAAGCACAAACUUGGGGGCGGUCAGUAUGGAGAGGUUUAUGUUGGUGUCUGGAAAAAAUAUAGCCUUACAGUUGCUGUGAAAACACUGAAGGAAGAUACCAUGGAGGUUGAAGAAUUCCUAAAAGAAGCUGCAGUGAUGAAGGAAAUCAAGCAUCCUAAUCUGGUGCAACUAUUAGGUGUGUGUACUUUGGAGCCACCAUUUUAUAUUGUGACUGAAUACAUGCCAUAUGGAAAUCUGCUUGAUUAUCUCAGAGAAUGCAACCGAGAAGAGGUGACUGCAGUUGUACUGCUUUACAUGGCCACUCAGAUCUCUUCUGCAAUGGAGUAUUUAGAGAAGAAGAAUUUUAUCCAUAGAGAUCUUGCAGCACGCAAUUGCCUAGUGGGAGAAAACCAUGUGGUAAAAGUGGCUGACUUUGGCUUAAGUAGACUGAUGACUGGAGAUACCUAUACUGCUCAUGCUGGAGCCAAAUUUCCUAUUAAAUGGACAGCACCAGAGAGUCUUGCCUACAAUACUUUCUCAAUUAAAUCAGAUGUCUGGGCUUUUGGGGUACUAUUAUGGGAAAUCGCUACAUAUGGAAUGUCACCAUACCCAGGUAUUGACCUGUCUCAGGUCUAUGAUCUACUGGAAAAAGGAUAUCGAAUGGAACAACCUGAGGGAUGCCCUCCUAAAGUUUAUGAACUUAUGAGGGCAUGCUGGAAAUGGAGCCCUGCUGACAGGCCCUCUUUUGCUGAAACACAUCAAGCUUUUGAAACCAUGUUCCAUGACUCUAGCAUUUCUGAAGAGGUAGCCGAGGAGCUUGGGAGAGCUGCCUCCUCCUCGUCGGUGGUUCCAUACCUGCCCCGAUUACCUAUACUUCCUUCCAAGAUGCGGACCCUGAAAAAACAGGUGGAGAACAAAGAGAACAUUGAAGGAGCACAAGAUGCCGCAGAAAAUCCUGCCUCCAGUUCAGCACCAGGGUUCAUUAGAAGUACACAGGCCUCCAGUGGGUCCCCAGCACUGCCUCGAAAACAGAGAGACAAGUCACCCAGCAGCCUCUUGGAAGAUGCCAAAGAGACAUGCUUCACCAGGGAUAGGAAGGGAGGCUUCUUCAGUUCCUUCAUGAAAAAGAGAAAUGCUCCCACACCCCCUAAACGCAGCAGCUCUUUCCGAGAAAUGGAGAAUCAGCCCCACAAGAAAUAUGAACUCACGGGUAACUUCUCACCUGUUGCUUCUCUACAGCAUGCUGACGGGUUCUCUUUCACUCCUGCCCAGCAAGAGACGAACCUGGUGCCACCCAAGUGCUAUGGGGGGAGCUUUGCACAGAGGAACCUCUGUAAUGACGACAGUGGCGGGGGUGGGGGCAGUGGCGCUGCUGGGGGUGGGUGGUCUGGCAUCACAGGCUUCUUUACACCUCGCUUAAUCAAAAAGACACUGGGCUUACGAGCAGGUAAACCUACAGCCAGUGAUGACACUUCCAAGCCUUUUCCAAGGUCCAACUCUACAUCUUCCAUGUCCUCAGGGCUUCCAGAGCAGGAUAGGAUGGCAAUGACCCUUCCCAGGAACUGCCAGAGGUCCAAACUCCAGCUGGAAAGGACAGUGUCCGCCUCUUCUCAGCCAGAAGAGAAUGUGGACAGGGCCAGUGACACGCUUCCAAAAAAAUCAGAGGAAGGUGCUGCUCCAGCCAGGGAGAGACCAAAAGCCAAACUGUUGCCCAGAGGAGCCACAGCACUUCCUCUGAGAGCCCCUUCUGGGGACCCUGCCAUGACCGAGAAGGACUCUCCAGGGGUGGGAACGGCUGGAGUGGCAGCUGCACCCAAGGGCAAGGAGAGGAAUGGUGGGGCACGCCUUGGGACGGCUGGAGUCCCGGAGGAUGGAGAGCAGCCAGGCUGGUCUUCUCCAGCCAAGGCUGCGGCCGUCCUUCCAACCACUCACAACCACAAAGUGCCAGUCCUCAUCUCGCCCACUCUCAAACACACUCCAGCGGACGUGCAGCUCAUUGGCACAGACUCUCAGGGGAAUAAAUUCAAGCUCUUAUCUGAGCAUCAGGUCACAUCCUCUGCAGACAAGGAUCGCCCCCGACGGGUAAAACCAAAGUGUGCCCCACCUCCACCGCCGGUGAUGAGACUCCUGCAGCAUCCGUCCGUGUGCUCAGACCCUGCGGAAGAGCCAGCUGCCCUGACUGCAGGACAGUCCACGUCAGAAACACAGGAAGGAGGGAAAAAGGCAGCUCCAGGGGCAGUGCCCAUCAGUGGGAAAGCUGGGAGGCCGGUGAUGCCUCCACCCCAAGUGCCUCUGCCCACAUCUUCCGUCUCGCCAGCCAAGAUGGCCAAUGGCACAGCAGGUACUAAGGUGGCUCUGAGAAAAACCAAACAGGCAGCUGAGAAAAUCUCAGCAGACAAAAUCAGCAAAGAGGCCCUGCUGGAAUGUGCUGACCUACUGUCCAGUGCAAUCACAGAACCUGUGCCCAAUAGCCAGCUGGUCGACACUGGACACCAGCUGCUCGACUACUGCUCAGGCUAUGUGGACUGCAUCCCCCAGACUCGCAACAAAUUCGCCUUCCGAGAGGCUGUAAGCAAACUGGAGCUCAGCCUGCAGGAGCUGCAGGUGUCCUCAGCAGUUGCUGCUGUGCCCGGGGCAAACCCUGUCCUUAAUAACUUACUGUCCUGUGUACAGGAAAUCAGUGACGUGGUGCAGAGGUAGCCACUGUUAGUCUGGUGGGAAAAUGCGUACACAUUUCUGGGGGAGAGGGAAAGGGACAUGUUUUCCUGUGUUCUUGUUUUCAAAAAAUGAAAGACUGAUACUUGAGUGUGUUUAUGUGAAGUACCUCAGAUCCCUGAGUUCUCACGUUUACAGGUUCAUCUCAAAAAUAAAACACAAAUCAUGUGAACAUAGGAGAGGUGAAUUAGGUAGGGGCAAGGCAGUGGUAGACAAGGAAAUGCACCAGAAUUCGGGGAACUUGGGUGUGACAGAAAUGCAGUCCGUCCUUACCUGGAACCCUGUGAGGUGCUGGACUGGGCCACUGGUCAGCACUAAGGGUGAGUGUGCCCCGGUUCACCUGGCAGCUUCGGUGGGAUAAGAAAAGGAAAGCUGGGCCUGUGCCAAGAGCAGGUUUGCUCCAGGCCAGCCCUGUUAUCUUUGCUUCCACAGGUCAUUGCUGCUGCGGUAAGAACUGCGGGUCAGGUUGCUAGAACACAGACCAGGAAACGUGACCGCCUGCCUGCCCCUGUCUGCCUGCCUUUGGUGCAUUGGUGCAGGGGGUAAAGAGUGCUGGGAGGUGUCAUCUGGGAAGUUGAAGCCUCCUCCUGAAUUGCUCCUUAUCGGUCCCAUCCCCAGUCUGAUACAUUAUUCAUGGACCAGGACUGGCUGACUGCUUGUUGGUGGCUGUCUGUUUACUGUAGGUGUAGGGGUCUCCUUAGUGGUUCUGCCCUGUCCCUUGCAGGGCAGGCUGUCUUCCUUUAUUUCUGGCAGCAUUCAGGGCAUUCACUCAUUGAUCUUGAAAGCAGGGGUCACUGCAGGUUCUCACAGGGGAAGCCUUUUCUGACAUAGUGCCCCUGCAUAUUGACACACUGGCCGAGGACUGCAUAUUUCUUUACCUACUAGAAUACCAAGGAGGUGGUCCUUUCUUGAAACUGCACAGCCAAGCCUGUGACAGAGGAGAAGCUGGCUUGGUUGUAAUGACUGUUUCUCCCUCCCUCAUCACCUUCAGCCCAACCGGGUAGACAGUAGGGGAAGGCAUCCCCCAGCCCUGCACCCCCCCUCCACCCCACUUGAAUUAUCCCAUUAUGCUUUUCUCUUCUCACAUAUCUGCCCCAUUCCCCAUCGUUGUACUUGUGUAGUUCAUGUUGGGAAUAUUCUGUAUUUAUUUUACCAUUUCAUCUCUGUUUUAAGAGUACGUAAUUGAAGGAGUAGGUCCUUUUCAGGGAGUACCAGUUAGAUCCUGGAAACCUAAUGACUUACCCUUAAAUAGAUUUUGUCCUUGAAAAAUAGGCCUUUCUCUUCCCUAUUCAAUAUAAUUAUGGAAAACUAUGGCAUAGAGUUGAGUCUAAUGGGUUAAAUAUUAUUAAUGUUCUUGGUAUCAGGUCUAAUUCCAGUUACUGCUUCAUUCUUUUUAGAAAGCUUUAUGAACCCUCCCUCCAUUCACAGGGAGGAACCAGUACAAAGAGAACCCAGUACAAAGUAUUUUUAUUUUCUUCUCCCAAAGGAAUAUUAGCAUAGGAAGAUAGGAAUUCAACAUUGAGCAGAGAGUUUUCUUCCUGGCUGUCCAAUCGAUCCCCUGUCAGGCCUCAGCCCUGUCUCUUAAUCCAUUAAAUGAUGGUAACAGUGCAUGUUCUCAAGGGCGUUUUCAAAUAAAUGUAUAGCUAACCCUUUGAUAGCCUCCCUGGAAAGCUCUUUAAUGCAUUGUUAUGUUGAAUUGUUUUUCUUUCUUUGCAGAGUAGCAGAUGCUACUGAAUUUAGAACUGCUGAGCUUGUGUUAAUUAAGCUAGAAUACUGAGGAAGAAACUGUUUUCAUCAGAGUUUGGCAUUUUUUUGACCAAGUUAGUUUUUUAUCACUGCUGCUCCAAAGGAGGCUCAGGUUAAGAGAAGGAUUCGCAGGGAGGAGACAGUACCAGGUAUGCUGGCAGGUGUUGAGUGAUCCGUGUCAGUAUGUGACCAGUAGCUGUAACAAAAGCAACUGGUGGUCCUGUUAAUAUCUUUGUAGUAAUUGGAAGAGAACUUGGAUUUAAAACCACCCUUUUUCCUUACUGCUCCCCCUUAUCAAAUACCAUAAACUUGAACUUAUUUUAGUAGUUAGUCUUUUAAAGGUGGAGAAGAGAAAGCUGAAAUUUAGAAUAUUGUUAUGCUGCUUUUUAAGUUUAUCCCUGCCAUUGUGGAAUGCAAGUUAAGGGAUUAUAAUUGUUUUCAGGGGAUUUUUUUUUUUUUUUAACAAAGGCUCUAUUUUUUCUUAAGAGUUCUGAAAAUAAGCCUUGCAGAAACACUACUGAGUGUAUUUCAGCUCCCUGGUUUUCUCACUGAAAAAACGAUCUUGAGGAUGGUGGGUGGGGGGCUGCAUCUUACUCAGGGCAGCACCUAUUUCUGUCUUGCUUACAGUGGGUGCUCAAUAAAUCCAUAAAUUGAAUUGAUUCUUCUCAGCACUGUCACAAGUAGCAUUAACUAUCGCAGCACACCCCAUCCACAUGAUGCUUGGACUGUGUGACGUCAGGGGUGAGGGCUCAGGGCUCAGGUUGAAGAGGCACUGUCAACUUGCUAUAAAAGUACAAGUUAUGAUUAUGCUUGUAAAGGACCAGUUUUAAAGAGAAAAAAAAAAAAGAAUCAAAACUUUAUGUGAAUUAAAAGGUUUGAAUCCAAAGCAGAGAAAACUGCUUCUAGAGAUUAAAAAUGUCGUUUAAUUUAUCUAAUCUAAAAGCAGGUAGUAAAGGAAAAGGCCUUGUACAUUGUGUUGACGAGUGUCUGAAGUGCUCUAUAGAUGCGCAUACCUUUGGGUUGCCAUGGCGUGUUUUCCUUUCAUGUACAGGUAAUAUGAUUUGAGUUUAAAUUUUCUACCUUAAAAUGCAAUGUUUUGUGUUGACUAUAUGAAUUGUGCAUUACACAGAGUUUUUUUCUAAAAGGCUUUGUGUAAAGUUAACAUGUACAGUUUUUCCUACAGACUCCUAUCAUGACUUUCAGAGAUACAGCCUUAAAAAUUUUGGCCCUGAUGGGGUGCAGUGGUGCACACCUAUAAUCCGAGCCACUUAAGAGGCUGAGACAUGAGGAUCAUAAAUUUGAGGCCAGCCUCAGCAACUUAGUGAGGCCCUCAGCAAUUUGCAGCAUGUCUCCAAAAACAAAAGGGCUGGGGAUGUAGCUUAGUGGUAAAGUACCCCUGGAUUAAGUACCCAGGGCCAAAAAGAUAUUUUAUGUGUUCUUACAGUGAACUUGAUACCAAGCUGUGAGCUCUGUUAUGCAAGAAUGUUUUUCUAGAUGACUUAUAUAUACAUAGAGGUCAUUAAAGCUGACACCCUUUCCCAGAUGCAUUUUAAGGUUUAAAUUAGAAAUUUUCUUACAAUUCAAUUGAAAGUUGGCAGUAAAAUAGUUCUUAGUUCAUAAAACAUGCUGCCUAUUCUAAGGCACAGCCCAUGUUUAUUUAACUAAAGUCAGAUCUUUUGCGUUUAAAAGAUGCAGUAUAGAUAGUGGUUUAGAGUUCGGGCUCAAAACCAGUGAAGAAGACAAGUCAUUUAACUUUGUUGAGCCUCAGUUUCCUCGUUGUAAAACAGGGAUGAUAAUAGUAACUACCUCAGGGUUGUUGUAAGGAUUAAAUGAGGUAAUGUUUAUAAAAUCCUUAGCUCAAGUGCCUAGCACACAAUGGCACUCCAUAACUGUCAACUAGUAUUAUUAUUAACACUUAAUCCAGGAAAGUACAACAGAAUCGUUUAGGGUUUUUUUUUGUUUGUUUGUUUGUUUUUUUUUUUUUUUAAGAAAAACUGAUGAAUUAUUCCCAUUCCAGAUCAGAAUUCCCAGUGGGGUGAGAUCUCAGCCAGUGUGCUUUCAAAGAAUCUCACCAGGUAUUUGAGAUACCCAACACUAUCUGAAAACUGUCAGUGACCUUUUCUUCAUAGAUUAGGAGAUCAGGAGGAGAGGAUGGUCAAGUCACUCUAGCAUUAUCUUAACAGUCAAUGACCGGGCCAAGGCUGAAUUCAGGGCUUCUGACUGCUGGUUGUGGCUCUUCACCACACCUGCUGCCUUGUGGGACACUGUGAAGAAAGUGGCUCAGAGAGACAAUCAGUGUGCAGGGCGCUGCACGCUCUCUAAAGCACAGGCUUGUGGCACACUCUGACCCUCAGGGGCUUGACUGUUGAGAAAUGGCAGCUCUGGCAGAGCAGCAUUCAGGAGAACUCCGUGAUUUAAAAGAUUAUUUGGGGUGGUUCUUUUGGACUGAUCUCACCAACAACCGUCUGCACUUUGUAGUAAAGGAAUAUCAACUUAAAAGUUGUUUUUUUUUUUUUAACUAGUCCUACAUUCCUUUUUCUUAAACGACUUUAUUGUUCAAUAUCACUUUAAUGACUGAGUUAAUGUAUAUGAAAGCACUUUGGAAAAGUAUCAAAUCUAAUAUAACUAUAAAGUUGUAUUAUGAAUGUCUGUGUAGAAGAGAAAACAUUUCACUAGUGCUGAUUGGCCUAAACGCUUUUACCUGGGGGGGGACCUGAAACUGCAGCUAUAUGAAGAAUCACCUGUGUAAUUUAUACAUUUAUAAACAUGAAACUGCUACAAGAAUAUGUGCAGGUAUAGCACAUGGUUUGCUACAGUUGUAGUUCAGAGCUGAAUAAAUUCAGGAAAAUUAGGGACCAACUUUUUGGUUUAAUUGUGCUCUUUAAAAAGUAAUGAAGUGUACUUGGCUUCAGAAUACAGAAGCUCUUCUGGGGACCUUGGCUCAAGAAGGAUGAGGCCUCUUACUCUUGAAUAUUUGUCUACAACCUGCCCAGCCAUUGGUAUCCUAAAUGUGGUGGAGCAGACUCGUUAUCUGUUGGUGUUGACAGUGUCUUUUUUAACCUACGUCCUUUGUGGAUUUGGAGGAUGCAUGGGGCCAGGGCAUUGGGUUAUUACUUCUAGGAUUUCCUACUAGUUGUGACAUUGACAUUUAUCAUCUUUGUUUUUAUCCCAGGAAGAGUAGAUGAACUUAAUUUACCUGUUAGAUUAUUAAAUACUGAAGAGUAAAUUGCAGUGGGACUGAUGUGGGUUACAGCUGUGCUUCAUUUUGACCCCUUCCACCCCUUUCCAUUUUUGCUUGCAUUUACCUGUUCCACCUGGACUGGGGUCCAUCUUUGUAUCUCAAGCAUCUGUUAUGACCAGUCCUUCUUAAGUAGGUGGGUCUCUGGGUUAAGUUUCCUUUCAGGGACCGAUAGACUCCCCAGGCUAUAUUUCUUAUUAAGUCAGUAGCCCAGCUUCUUUGAAAAUGCCUACUUCAGUUUGUGGGCAAGCGAGAGAUCUAGGGAUCUUCCAUGUGACAACCUGGGGAAACUGCUGGCUACAACCUCACCAGAAAGGCCAGGUCUUGGGCUGGUUCUAAAACUUCUGUUCUUAACAGGAUAUCUACAUCUUUUGUAUAGAGUUCCAGUUUUCUAACUUCCAGACUUUUCAAAGUCCAAUAAUUCAAGGCCAGCUUUUUGGGGGUUGGGUGCCAGUCAGCAGUGCCUGGAGUAAUGGUGACUGUUACUGCCAUGUUAAGCACAACCUCACUGCCAUCCCUACCCUCCUCUUAGGAAGCAUGGGCAAGUUUCAGGGCUAGGGACUGGACAUGAGUGUGGGCACGAUAGUAUUUCCUUUGUUUCUGACUCAUGAUCCUAGAUGUAAAGGCCAGGAAAUGAGGAAGCUCUAGCCUUGUAAUUGGGGUGAAAGAAGAUCCUGUGCUUCUCCUUGAGUAAGGAAGCCUACAGCAGGCAUCUGGAUUCUAAGCUGACUUGGAGCAGCAGAGGCCACCCAUAAAGAUUUGUACCUUCAAAGAUGGGUUUAUGAUUUUUGCAGUAGAAAAGGUUUGUCUGCUCGGUUGCCGUCAUGAUUGAGCUAGGUCUGGGAGAAAUGGGCUUCAGUGGAGUUCAAAGCCUCAGGCGGUGAGACUCCGCAACUGAGGGCUUUCCUCACAGCUAGCCCUGAUGGGAAGGAAUGCUACAGGUUUCUCUGUCCCUGAGUGAGCCCAGGGAGGGGAGCUCUUCCUAGACCCUGUCCCCCCCUCCAGAUGCAUGCACUUCUUUCCUCCUAUGUACAGCUAUGGAUUUGAAAUUGUUUACCUCUCCUAGGAAAAUGUCUUUUCACCUCCCCAUUACUAAUCAAACUGAACACGGUAGCAAAGCCCUUUCAACUGGGACAGAGUGGACAGAUGGCAUGUUGAGUGGGUCUUCAAACCUGCAGACCAUAUAAGGGGACACAGUCUUUAAGUUGAAAGGCUAGGCACAGUCUUGUCCCCAGACUAGACCACGUUUAGGGCAGAAUUGUGAUACCUGAACUCUGCACUUUCUGGGAGAUUCUUUUUUCACCAUUGCAAGAGCAAAUUUCAAGGUCGUAUGUUUCUGCAAGUGACUGAGCUGUGCACACAGAGCUUGAGGUCUCCGAACAUACUACUUAACCCUUUAAGGAGCUGGUAAAGGCAAACUGUCACAUGCCAACAAACGUUAUAAAGGAAAUGCAGGAGUUCUUUGGUUGGAACUGGGUUAGAUUUGCUUCUGAGCCUCAGAAUAGGAGGUUUAAAUCAUGUUUAGGUACCAUAAAAUUUAGUUGGAGAAGAGGACUUGUGCUUAAUAAUUUUUUUCCACAUAUGGGUACCUAAUUUUCAUUAAUUAUUAUACAACAAAAAUAAGUAAGCCAAAUAAAUUUAAUCUUGUUUAGAAAUUGAACGCAUGAUGCUCAGUGAACUCCAAGUACUGCUCUGUCGUUUUUAAGUCCCACACCAUGUAUUGUGCGUGGCAAGAAUGCAGAGAGAGAGAGAUCUGAGAGACACUCCUGAUAGAUGAGGGCUCCCUAAACCAGCUUUCUUCAUUUAGACAGCCAGUUUUCAUUGUGGCCACUUGGACUCCAUUAUGAGAAGAAUUUUCUGAGAUCUUGAGAAAUCACCUUGAUCAGGCUGACUGUCUUCCAGGGAAUUAGUAUACAGAAAUAGAACAAUGAGGCACUUACCUUGUAGUUCCCUAAAGAACUGUGUUUGAAAACCCUCCCCUCUCAGACCUGUGCACACAUUUAUGUAGUCAGCGCACGCGCACUGUUGUGCGCCCGCCCUGAGAAGCAGGGGUGUAAGUGCAAGGGGAGUGAGUCGCAUCUUGCCUUGUGCACAGGGGCAGUGGCGGGGUUGGUGUGUGGGCCACAGGCAGGCUGGCUGAGCCACUGAUGCAGACACAGCCCGUCUCCCUCACAGACCCUGCACUUUUCCUUCUUUGCUUUCUGACUUUAUAAAGACUAUCAGUGGAGAAACCCCAGUUUUGUGCUUGCUUGAUUAAAAAAAAAGUUUGGACAUUUCAUGGUUGUUGACAGAACUUUGUCCUGAAACAUGCUAAUUCAGAAAAAGUGUUCAAUGUUUAUACCAAAGGUUACGCUCUGCAGGUGUGUGGUGCACAGAGGGUGCUAUGUGUUGCUACGGGGACACAGUGCACAGUGAGACAGUAUGCGAUUUAACUGAAAACACUUCAAUCAUGGGUCACACUACCAGUGUUGUCAGGUAUUUGUUCUUUAUUGUUAUUGUAAUAUAUUUUCAAUUGUUUUUCUAAUUUAAUUCUCACUCUGUUGUCUGACUGUGAACUGCUAACAGUGUUAAACUUGAUGUAAAUAAAUAAUGCCCUUGAAAGGGACUGCUCUCUGCCUGUCGUCUCACAAGGUUUGCAAGUUGUGUUUUGUUUUAAAUAAAGGUUGCAAUAUUUUAUUGACAAAGUGAA
Ictidomys tridecemlineatus (thirteen-lined ground squirrel) is the source of this 11237-nucleotide messenger RNA. It is a transcript of the gene Abl2, whose product is annotated as ABL proto-oncogene 2, non-receptor tyrosine kinase. The record is from RefSeq and is a predicted model, not a curated record. Gene Ontology annotation, molecular function: protein binding; ATP binding; non-membrane spanning protein tyrosine kinase activity. Gene Ontology annotation, biological process: protein phosphorylation. NCBI's taxonomy places the organism in Eukaryota, Metazoa, Chordata, Mammalia, Rodentia, Sciuridae.